Dalotia coriaria is the source of this 2616-nucleotide messenger RNA. Its product is annotated as N-acetylneuraminate 9-O-acetyltransferase. The coding region runs from base 139 to 2535 and encodes 798 amino acids. The transcript is spliced from 4 exons. The record is from RefSeq and is a predicted model, not a curated record. Lineage: Eukaryota; Metazoa; Arthropoda; Insecta; Coleoptera; Staphylinidae.
UACACAAACCGAUUAAUCAUAACCACCAAAGUUGUUAAAGCGAUUAGACUUACGUUCGGCAAUUUUUCAUUUGUUUUUGAUGUUUUAAGUAUUUUAAAAUAACGUAGUGCAGUGUAGAAAUGACCAGUGAUUAUAAAAAUGAAAAAAUCUCGUGCAGAGAAAAUUAUAGAACAGAUCAACUCCACAAACGCUAAGCGCAUAGCUUUCAUCUUGGUCAUAGGAUUCGCCUGUUAUCAUGAGUUGUUGCAUCUCAACUAUGGAAGUAAUUCCUGCACUUGGUUGCUUUCUGAUGGAAGGUACAAAGGUGAUCAAGAGUGGCAACCCUAUGGUUGCAUGCUUCAUCAUUAUUCAAAAAUUGACACAAGAAGAUGUUUCCGUUACUUAGCAUUUUAUGGCAAAGAAUCUCAUUUUGUGUUUAUUGGAGACUCCAGAAUAAGAGAUUUAUAUGCUAGUUUUGUAAAACACUUGCAUCAGGAUGAAGAUGCAACAGUCACUCCUAUUGAUGCCAAGUCAGAUCUUGUCCACACUGAAAACAAGCUUAAAAUUCGUGUGGAAUACAUACACAGCCAAAAUGUGUCAAGUGAAAUGGUAGAUCACUUUGUAAAGUGGUCUCAGGAUGGAGCUCCACCUUCAGUUAUAGUUGCAGGUUGUGGACUGUGGUCUAUAAAGGGUUCAAAUGCAUCUCAAAAUGCAAUACAAGACUACAGUUUGAAUCUCACUAAGUUAAUGCUUCCUAUUGAUAAUUUGCAUGAGAAAAAGACAAGAGUGCUCUGGGCUCUGCAAGAACCAGUAAACUCUGAAAAGUUGAGUUCUGAUUUUCAGAUGGUGACAAAUGAACAAAUUGAUCUGUACAAUAAGGCUGCCAUUGAGGUUUUGUCAUCAACAAAAACAGAAUUAUGGUGGACAGCCCGGUUAGUGGCACAAGGAAUGGUCUCUGAAAGUCCAGAUGGCAUGCACUUGGCACCUAAACCUUUACAGCAUAACACCCAAAUAUUACUGAAUAUGUAUUGCAAUGAUUACAUGAACUUCAAUGAUGGAUCAUGUUGCAGCUCCGCGGAAACAUACACAACAUUACAAGUACUUACAUUCGUUAUCAUGGGAUUAUGUACAGCGGUGUACAUUUUAAUUUUUCUAUACCGCUUAGUUCUAAAAUGGCGUGGAAAUCCAAUAAGAGAAUAUUCCCUCCUGACUGAUGCAGAACCGUCGCCUGAACACACGACGUUUAUUUCUGCACCGGGCGACAUGCACACCCUCUUUAGAUCACUGAGCAUUAUGUCGGUGAUUAUGGCCUAUUUCUUCAUCUGUGACCGAACAAAUUUUUUCAUGAAGGAAAACAAAUACUACUCAGAGUUUAGCUUUUGGCUACCCAUCGGUUACGUCUUUACACUGGGCCUAUUUUUCACCGAAGAUAGUAAAUUUACCAAAGUACUGCAUCGUGAUCAGAUCGACGAGUGGAAGGGAUGGAUGCAACUCGUGAUACUUGUCUACCAAGUAACCGGCGCAAGUCAAAUCCUCCUUAUCAACAUGCAUAUAAAAGUGUUGAUUUCUGCGUAUCUUUUCUUACUCGGUUAUCAACACUUUGUUUACGUUUUUCAACGGGGAGAUAUCACCUUAGUCAGCUUAUUUAAAAAUCUCUUUCAGUUAAACUUCAUGACUAUCACGUUGUGCUUGUGCAUGAACCGACCGUACCAGUUCUACUAUUUCGUGCCGUUGUUGUCGUUUUGGUAUCUUAUGUGCUACACGAUGUUGGUCCUACCGCCGUUGAUCACCGCGCAAAACUCUGAAAGUAAUAUUGCACAUUAUUUUUAUUUAGUUAUUAAAUUUAUCGGGAUGUUCAGCGUUAUAACGAUUUUAUUUAUAUCGGAAGUGUUCUUCGAGAAAGUGUUCGUGACGCGGCCGUGGAAAGCACUUUUUGUGACAAUUGACGAUGAUAUUCACGAAUGGUGGUCGCGAUGGAAGCUGGAUAGAUAUUCAUCGUUAUACGGUAUGUUAUUCGGUGCCAUUCUGUUGAUAUCUCAACGUUAUAGCCUGUUUGACGACAACAAUCAUAGCAACUUGUUUUCGCGUGGCAUUGCGUUAAGUGCAACACUCGCGAGUAUUGUAGGCUUGGGCGCGUACGUUACUUUUACGUUCUUAUGCCGUAACGAGUUGGAUUGCAGCGAAAUUCAUUCGUAUAUUGUUUGCCUGCCGAUAUUGGCGUACAUCGUAUUGCGAAACAUAUCGGGUGUCCUACGGACGCGCUAUUCUAGUUUGUUCGCGUGGUUCGGUGAUAUUUCGCUGGAGCUCUUUAUCAGUCAAUAUCAUAUUUGGCUGGCUGCCGACACGCACGGGGUGUUGGUGCUUAUUCCGGGAUAUCCCAUGUUAAAUAUUAUAAUUACCUCUUUUAUUUUCGUGUGUGCCUCGCACGAAGUUAAUCGAAUUACCAAAGUUCUCUUGCCCUAUGCAAUUCCGGCCGAUUUUAAGGCGGCACUCAGAAAUUUCGUCUUUUUCCUCGGCAUCCUUGUACCAAUUGGGAUUAAGGAUGGAAUGUUUUGAUAAAUGUGUGAUACCAUCAAUGACUCAUAAGUUUGUUUAUUUACUUUGUAGCAAAAUUACAAUAGUAUUGUCAAUAUCAAA